Coccomyxa subellipsoidea C-169 is the source of this 1641-nucleotide messenger RNA. Its product is annotated as kinase-like protein. The coding region runs from base 1 to 1641 and encodes 546 amino acids. The transcript is spliced from 10 exons. NCBI's taxonomy places the organism in Eukaryota, Viridiplantae, Chlorophyta, Trebouxiophyceae, Coccomyxaceae. The record is from RefSeq and is a predicted model, not a curated record. Gene Ontology annotation, biological process: MAPK cascade; protein phosphorylation. Gene Ontology annotation, molecular function: ATP binding; MAP kinase kinase activity.
AUGAGAAUUAAGAAGUGCUUCAUCCCAUGCAUUGGAAGGCCUCUGGUGUUGGACAACGAUGGCCAUCAGUCAAAGCAGAUACAGCUUGAUGAAUUGGUUCAGAUUCCAGGGAAGCCACCUCCAUCUGCUGGAGCAUCAUCCUCAACCAUACACAUCAAGGUGGAAGCGGGAGUCAGGGAUGUUGCCGUGGAGGAAGCAACUCAACUCAGGCAGCGGCCGAGCGCUUUGGAGGAACUGCACAAGAAAGAGACAGUGCAUACGACCACCAAGCUCAUGCAGAAGGCCACAGCCGAGGCGGAGGCGAGGAGGGCAGUCCAGGAAGCUGCGCAGCUCAGGCAGCAGAUGAGCGACGCUGACACAGCGCACAAGAAGGAGUUGGAGCAGAUGGCUGCUGCAGAGGCAGAGGCCAAGGAGGAUGCUCAGGCUGCCAGGACGGCAGCGAAGACCCAAACGGGCCUGCUGAAGGAGAAGGAGGUUGAUCUAGCAGCUGCUCAGGCCGUCAUCUGGCAGAAAGAUGACAGGAUCAGCCAGCUGGAACAGAAGGAGGAGAGAUGGCAGAAGCUCCUGAGGGGGAGAGAUGCGGAGAUAGAGGAGCUGCAGCGCACUCAACUGGAGCAGCAACAAAAUAUGUGCCGCUUGCCAGAGGGCUCAUGCAAGGAGACGGGGGACCUGGGCUCAGGCAGCUGGGCCCUUGUGAAAUCGGUCACAGUGAGCUUCAGGGUGGCCGCCAAAGUGGCCAGGACCCUUGAGACCGAUGAGGCGAGCGCGCAAGCAAAGGAGGACCUGCAGAAGGAGGGGCAGGUGUUGUGCGCGCUGCCGCCGCACCCGAACGUUGUCCAGGUGAUUGGCUGGGCACGUCUGGACAACCGUCUCUUUGGUACCUCUGAGGAGGGCCUCAUCAUGGAGAAGGCCUGCUGCAGCCUCAGCGACAUGCUCAAGGACGGCCCCAUUGAGACAUGCAAGGUGCUGCCGAUCGUGCUUGGUAUGUGCAAGGGGCUGGCGCACGUGUGGGGGCAUGGCUACAUACACCGGGACAUCAAGCCCCCCAAUAUUCUGAUGGGCCCCGACGGCUGCGCCCAGCUGGCCGACUUUGGGCUGGCCAUGCGCAACAGCGAGCAGUGCACAAAGUUUGGCGGCACGUUGCUGUACUCCACUCCGCGGUCGUUUGUAAGGGACACGGGGGGCGCACAGGAUGACACGCGCGGCCUGUGCAUGACCACGUAUGAGCUGCUGACCGGCCGCAGCAUCAAGGACGAGCUGACAGACCAGUUCAACGCGCUGAGUGAGGACCAGAAGCAGCGAGUGGCCGACCUGUGCCAGAAGAUUGACGAGGACGAGCUCGACGGCUGCGUGCAGGCCGUCGCUGCAGAGUACCUCAAGCUCAUCGGCAUCACGCAGGUGGUGCCGCUGGAUGAGAGGGUGCCGGCAGAGCUGCUGGAGGACAUCCUGAUGGGCAUCCGCAAGCCACGCAGCCUGCCUCUUAGCCGCCUUCAGGCCAGCAUCGAGGCAGCCAUGAGCAAGAUCAGCCUGCAGGAUCGCUCCUCGGGAGAGCAAGCAUCAGACGAGGAAGACUCAGACGACGAGGAGGGAUACUGCACACUCGAAGAAGCGAAUGUCUGUGACAGGUUCUCAGAGAACUGA